Molecule: messenger RNA, 1671 nt
Organism: Conger conger (European conger)
Lineage: Eukaryota; Metazoa; Chordata; Actinopteri; Anguilliformes; Congridae
Product: ornithine decarboxylase 1-like
Exons: 10
Coding region: 83-1345 (420 amino acids)
Cellular component (GO): cytoplasm
Molecular function (GO): ornithine decarboxylase activity
Source: RefSeq, a predicted model, not a curated record
GAAGAGAAAGACGUUCUCCAAAAAUGAAGAGAACUAGUGAAUGAUUUCGACACACAGAUAAACUGUUGCCUUUAGUUCCAAUAUGGCAACUUGGCUUUUUUUUUUUGCAACGGUUGCUUCUUGGUUAUUAUUGCCUAUAGUUUUUGAAAUCCGAAACCAAGAAGCAAAUAAAAGAACCUGUGAGACCAUGACUACCUUCACUCCAGAGGACUUUGGCUUCACCUUGCUGGAGGAUGGGACUUCUGUCCAGGACGUCAUCGAUCAGAAGAUCGACAUGUUGCGUGUGGAGGAGUACAAAGAGGCCUUCUUUGUGGCGGACCUGGGGGAGGUGGUGAGGAGGUACCUGUUGUGGGUACGUGAGAUACCUCGAGUCACGCCCUUCUACGCCGUUAAGUGCAAUGACAGCCCUCCCAUUGUCAAGACCCUUGCGGCCCUGCAGACGGGGUUCGACUGCGCCAGCAAGUAUGAGAUGCAUCUCAUAACGUCUCUUGGGGUGGACCCCAGCAGGAUCAUCUAUGCCAACACCAUCAAGCAGCCCUCCCACCUCAAAUACGCUGUUGCCCAUGGGAUCCAGAAGAUGACCUUUGACAACGAGGCAGAGCUUGUUAAGAUCGCCCAAUGCUGUGUAAAUCCCAAGCUGGUCCUCCGCAUUACUGUGGAUGACACACAUUCCAUUUUCUCAAUGAGCACCAAGUUCGGUGCAAGGCUGGAGACAUGCCCGGCACUCCUGAAACGUGCGCAGGAGCUGGGCCUGGACGUCAUCGGGGUCAGCUUCCACGUGGGCAGCUACUGUAUGGAUCCUGUGGACUACACGAAGGCCAUCGAAAAUGCCAAAGGCAUCUUUGACCUGGCGGCAACGAUUGGCUACAAAAUGACCUUCCUGGACAUUGGUGGAGGAUACCCUGGGUUUGACAUUCCCAAUGUUCUUAACUUUAAAAAGUUUGCCGUUGAAAUAAAUCUCGCUCUGGACAAGUACUUCCCCGUCAGCUCCGAAGUCCAAAUAAUCAGUGAGCCGGGCCGCUACUUCCCAUCGACAGCCUACACGCUGGCUGUCAAUGUCGUCAGUAAGAGGGUGGACAUUAAGAAGUCCAGUGAUGACAAAGAUGACGGGGCCAAGGAGAAGAUCGUUAAUUACUUUGUGAAUGAUGGGAUCCACUCUUCAUUUAGAUUAGUCAUUUUCCACGAUACCUACGUCCUGCCAAGUGCACAAAAGAAAAGCAAGCCAGGUGAGUGCGUCUACCCCAGCACCAUCUACGGCCAGACCUGUGAUGGGCAUGACCUCAUUGUGGAAGAAUACAACCUGCCGGAUAUACAGGCAACAGCUUCAGAAGAUCUCUGCUGCUAAGGGGGACCAAGCCCAGCUUCAAGCGAUCUGUCUCAACGCUGACUUGGAUGCUGACUGCCCAGUGAUGCCUGGCCCCACCCGCAAGUGGAGAGCUAAAGGGAGGGAGGGGAAGUAGAGAGGGUGAGAGGCAAGAUGUGCAUCUUAAUCCUUUCUUGAUGGUGUAGGGUGUGGAUUUUCUUUUUGAUUAAUUGGAGAAAUACUUACAGAUAAUUAAUGAUUCAAAGACAAAGCAUAUGAUAAUCAUACAAACUACAAACCUGCAUGACUUACUUCAUUCAGCCUUUGGCUCCUCUAAGAAGCCAUGAGCCAUUGAUGAAUGUCCUCCA